CCAAACAACUCUUUACGGCUCCGCUGCUUCACAGAGAGAGAGAGAGUUUUCUGGUUUGGCGCCUCUCCCAUGACGCAAAUAGGGCAGAAAAGAGACCAUCAAGAUUCCCCUUCUCUUUUCUCAUGCUCGCGUUCGAUUCUGCACAACCAAUAAACCCUUUUCUUCACCGUUUACCCCUUUCUAUAGUGUAUAAUAUAUAUCCGCUGCUUCGCCUUCUCUCUUUGACUUCUGUGCUCUCUUUCUCCCCCUCUCUCACAUGGCUUCCGAGCAACAAUUAUCUGCAAUCAAGGGGGCGAAGGUGCUUAUGGUGGGCGCUGGUGGAAUCGGCUGUGAGCUCCUGAAGACUUUGGCUCUUUCUGGCUUUGAGGACAUCCAUAUUCUGGCUGUCCAGGCACCUGGGCAACAACCUUGGUGAUAGAAGCUGUGGAGUUGCUUAAGAAGCUGUGCCUAGACAGCCAUGAUUGUGUAGCUGCCCAUGAUUUUGAAUGCCUGCCUGAACAACUAGCUGGCAUCUGGGCACUUCCCUGGGCAACUAGAUUGACAUGGACACAAUAGAAGUGAGCAACCUAAACAGGCAAUUCUUGUUCCGACAAUCACAUGUUGGGCAGUCUAAGGCCAAAGUUGCUCGGGAUGCUGUAUUAAAAUUUAGGCCUCACAUAAAUAUUACACCUUACCACUCAAAUGUCAAAGAUCCAGGCUUCAAUGUUGACUUCUUUAAACAAUUCAAUGUUGUUCUGAAUGGACUUGACAACUUAGAUGCUAGGCGACAUGUAAACCGUCUUUGCUUGGCAGCAGAUGUUCCGUUGAUUGAGAGUGGGACUACUGGAUUUUUAGGGCAGGUAACUGUACACAUCAAGGGUAAAACGGAAUGUUAUGAAUGCCAGCCAAAACCAGCUCCAAAAACUUAUCCUGUCUGCACAAUUACAAGCACUCCAUCAAAGUUUGUUCACUGUAUUGUAUGGGCAAAGGAUCUACUUUUUGCAAAGCUCUUUGGGGACAAAAAUCUGGAGAACGAUCUCAAUGUGCGUUCUAAUGAUGCUGCUAGCUCAUCAGAGCAUGUAGAAGAUGUUUUUGAACGUAAGAAGGAUGAGGGGAUUGAGGAGUAUGGGAGGACAAUUUAUGAUCAUGUUUUUGGUUAUAACAUUCAAGAAGCAUUAAAAAAUGAAGAGACAUGGAAAAACCGUAACAGGCCAAAGCCAAUAUUCAGCAGAGAUGUCCUGUGUGGGGAACCGAUGCAACAGAAUGGGAAUAUGGGUACAAAUUUUGUGGCUGAUGGUUCCUCAUCUGUGUCUGCAAUGGCUUCUCUGGGGUUGAAGAAUCCACAGGAUAUAUGGUCUCUAAGGGAAAAUUCAAAAGUAUUCUUUGAGGCGCUGAAAUUAUUUUUUGUGAAAAGAGAGAAGGAGAUAGGGAACUUAACUUUUGAUAAGGAUGAUCAGUUAGCAGUAGAAUUUGUUACUGCUGCUGCAAACAUUCGGGCAGCUUCUUUUGGGAUUCCUUUGCGUAGUCUUUUUGAAGCUAAAGGUAUUGCUGGUAAUAUUGUUCAUGCUAUUGCAACAACUAAUGCUAUUGUUGCUGGGUUGAUUGUGAUUGAAGCGGUUAAGGUGCUGCAGAAUGAUGUGAACAAUUAUAGGAUGACAUACUGCCUUGAACAUAUAACACAAAAGAUGCUUCUUAUGCCAGUGGAGCCAUUUGAGCCAAACAAGUCCUGUUAUGUUUGUUCUGAGAGACCUUUGUUGCUUGAGGUUAAUACUCAUCGGUCAAAAUUGAGGGAUUUUGUUGAAAAGAUUGCUAAAGCUACGCUAGGCAUGAGUUUUCCAUUGAUUAUGCAUGGGCCUGCCCUUCUUUAUGAGGUUGGUGAUGAUCUUGAGGAAGAUAUGGUAGCCAACUAUGCAGCAAACCUAGAGAAGGUUCUUUCUGAGUUGCCUUCUCCAAUUACUGGUGGGACAAUUAUCACUGUUGAGGAUCUUCAGCAAGAACUGUCAUGCAAUAUCAAUAUAAAGCAUAGAGAGGAAUUUGAUGAGGAGAAGGAACCGGAUGGGAUGGUUCUGUCUGGAUGGGCGCAACCUACUGCAAAAGAAAAGGACAAUAACACUUCUGCCGGCAAUGGUGCGAGCACAUCAAAUGCUUCUCGAGCAGUUCCUCUGGAGGCUGAGGAUGAUGAUGAUCUAGAAAUAAUUUCCUCAGAAAAAUGGAAUCUCAAUAUAGGAAAGAAAAGAAAGCUAUCUGAGAUGUCUGAUGCUGCCACUUCAGAGCCUUCUCGUGUUGUCAACGAGACAAGUAAGAAGAAGAAAGUGGAAGAACUUGACGACGAAGAUGAGGAUGACCUUGUCAUGAUUCCUGAUGGCAAUUCAGAUGGCAGCGAGAAGAAGAGGUUGCAGCAGCAGCAGUAGUGCUAUUGACUGGGUUGGGCUUAUGGCAUUCUAAUUUUGUACCAUUAUAGGGAAAUGGUGAUUAAUUCUUUUGAUGCAGCCAGCUUUAGUAGGUCGUCAUUGUUAGGCCUUGCCUUAAUGCUCCAUACUUUUUUGGCUUUAGUAGUAGAUGUAUGUAAUCUUAUUCCCCAUUUUACUUUUGACUUUUGGAAGCUUAGGAACAAAUUUGUAUCUGUGUCUCGACUUACUAGAAUUCUGGUCUGGUGGGGAUGAAAGUUUUAAUUAUCAGGAUUCCAUUCUCGUUC
Diospyros lotus (date-plum) is the source of this 2674-nucleotide messenger RNA. Its product is annotated as SUMO-activating enzyme subunit 2. Gene Ontology annotation, biological process: protein sumoylation. The transcript is spliced from 12 exons. The record is from RefSeq and is a predicted model, not a curated record. Gene Ontology annotation, molecular function: SUMO activating enzyme activity. Gene Ontology annotation, cellular component: SUMO activating enzyme complex; cytoplasm. Lineage: Eukaryota; Viridiplantae; Streptophyta; Magnoliopsida; Ericales; Ebenaceae. Bases 543 to 2390 code for a protein of 615 amino acids.